Molecule: messenger RNA, 6193 nt
Organism: Pungitius pungitius (ninespine stickleback)
Lineage: Eukaryota; Metazoa; Chordata; Actinopteri; Perciformes; Gasterosteidae
Gene: kdm2bb
Product: lysine (K)-specific demethylase 2Bb
Exons: 22
Coding region: 369-4595 (1408 amino acids)
Biological process (GO): regulation of transcription by RNA polymerase II; protein demethylation
Molecular function (GO): transcription coregulator activity; histone demethylase activity; protein binding
Source: RefSeq, a predicted model, not a curated record
UUUUUUUGUUUUCUUUUAUAAAACCGAUUGUAUCGCUUUGUUUUAUUAGCAUGUUCAGGGUCAACUGUUCGAUAAAUAUGGUUUAAACAUAAGGCGUUUUUUUAUUUAUUUGCGCUUGACCACUAACAGCCACGACUGAUAUGAUUUCAUAAAUGUUUAUUUUGUAAAAAAAAAUCUGUUGAAGAGCAGUGAACUAAACAUGCAGUGACGUUGUCCAACAAUGUUAUGGUUCCUGGCUGUGACGUAAUACACAAAAACAUGGUUCCCUUGUUUUGAACCCGAAAAGCGUGCUAAGUGUUUCUUUAACUUCACCGCGCGCGGAGAUGCGUUUCCGAAAGCGAGCGACUGGAAAACAUCGAUAAGAGACGAUGGCCCAGGCCGUGGAAACGUGCGCUGCAUCUGGACGCAGGCUGCGCUCCAUUUGCCGAAGGUUGUACGACGAAAACGAGGAUUUAUCCGACGUUGAAGAAAUUACAAACAUCCGAGGUUUCAGUGUGGAGGAAAAGCUCGUCAGUGACAGAUACAGCGCCACGUUUGUGCACUUCAUGGAGGGUAAAGACUUCUCUUAUGAAUAUGUGCAAAGGGAUGCUCUCAGGACCCCACUCAUCUUCAAAGAGAAAGAGGGACUAGGGCUCAGAAUGCCCGAUCCGGAAUUCACAGUCAGUGAAAUUAAGGGCUUAGUUGGGAGUCGCCGGUCUGUGGAUGUUAUGGAUGUGAGCACCCAGAAAGGCUCUGAAAUGAGCAUGUCUCAGUUUGCCCGUUAUUACGAGACACCGGAGGAAGAGCGGGGCAAACUGUUCAACGUCAUCAGCUUGGAGUUCAGCCACACUAAACUCGAGAACCUCAUCAAGCGGCCCACAGUGGUAGAUCAAGUGGACUGGGUGGACAACAUGUGGCCUCCUGAUCUGAAGCAAAGCCAAACAGAAGCCACCAAUGUAAUCUCAGACAUGAAGUAUCCAAAAGUGCAGAGAGUGCUGCAUACAGUCGCUGUUAUCCAUCUCAUGUACUGUUUGAUGAGUGUGAAGGGCUGCUACACAGACUUCCACAUCGACUUUGGUGGAACUUCUGUUUGGUAUCAUGUAUUCAAGGGACAGAAAGUGUUUUGGCUUGUGCCUCCAACCCCUCAUAACCUGGCCCUUUAUGAGGACUGGGUCCUGUCAGGCAAGCAGAGUGAUCUCUUCCUGGGAGACCGAGCUGACGGAUGCCAGAGAGUGGGACUUGAGCAGGGAUACACGUUCUUCAUCCCAUCUGGCUGGAUUCAUGCCGUCUACACUCCAGAGGACACUCUGGUAUUUGGAGGCAAUAUUCUGCACAGCUUCAACAUUCCUAUGCAGCUUACCAUCCAUGAGAUAGAGAAUAGGACCAAGGUUCAUUCCAAGUUCCGGUUCCCCUUCUACUUUGAGAUCUGCUGGUAUGUCCUGGAGAGAUACCUGCACUGCCUCACCAAGGGCUCGUACUUCUCCCAGGAGCUCCGCAAAGAGGCGGUACUAAUGGACUAUGAGACAAAGGGGAACACAGAGAGCCCGUCCUCCGACUCGAGGAGCCGGGACACGAACGAGGACUCGUGUGACACUCAAGUCAGGGAGGGCCAGGGGGGAAAUCCAGAGAAGGCCGCCCAGGAUGGCCCCUGCUGUCCCGACACCCAGAGGAGCCAGCACCUCAAAGCGGUUUUGUCCGUCCACUCCGAGGACAGCUGUAAUCCCGGCUCCACCCCUCUGGAGUUCCCUCAGACCCCCUCGGACUCUUCAGCCCCGGAGGCAACAAACAAAUGGAUGCAUUUGACCGAGUUCGAACUGAGCGGACUCAGGAAGCUGGUUGAGAAGCUGGAGUUGCUCCCCGAAAACAAAAAAUGUGUUCCCGAGGGAAUAGAGAACCCCCAAGCGCUGCUGGAAAACAUGAAGGUGGUCUUAAAAGAACACGCUGAUGACGACCCCAAAUUAGCAAUCACUGGAGUCCCUGUGGUUCACUGGUCAAAGAAAACGAUGAAGCCGCGGCCUCCAAACCGGCCUAAACCUAAGAUGGCAGCUUCCCCUGCAUCAGCAGUCAAGCUGUCAGCUGGUCGGGGAACAUCUGGCGCCAGGAGGAGAAGGACGCGCUGUCGGAAGUGUGAAGCGUGCCUGCGGACGGAGUGUGGAGAGUGCCACUUUUGUAAAGACAUGAAGAAGUUUGGUGGUCCGGGCCGCAUGAAGCAGUCCUGCAUCAUGAGGCAGUGCAUCGCACCCGUCCUGCCGCACACAGCGGUGUGUCUCGUCUGUGGAGAGGCAGGGAAAGAGGACACGGUGGAGGAUGAGGAGGAGAAGUUUAACCUUAUGCUCAUGGAGUGCUCCAUCUGCAAUGAGAUUGUUCAUCCUAACUGUCUGAAGGUGAAAGAUUCAAACGGCGUAGUCAAUGAUGAAUUGCCAAACUGCUGGGAGUGCCCAAAGUGUAAUCAUGCUGGGAAAACAGGAAAACAAAAAAGGGGGCCAGGAUUUAAGUAUGCCUCAAACCUUCCCGGUUCGCUGCUGAAAGAACCCCGGUUAAACCGGGAUUCAAAGGAGGAUCCCGACCCACCCAUGUUGGCCACAGCAACUGUCACUGCUUUGACUUCCGCAUCGGCUGUGAAGAGAAAAGCGGAGCGGGAGGAAAUCCCUACGACGAGGGAGGAAGAACCUGCAAAGAAACGUCCUCCCUUGCUGUCCCUGGAUGGUGCGCUGCGGCCGAGGCUAGAGGAAAACCCACUACGGAAAAAGAGGAAGCUUUUUGACACCCAUGAUGAACCUGUAAUGGUGAAAAAGAAGAAGAAGCUUUUAAAACCAGAUGAUCCUUUGACUCUCAAGCUGUUGCGGCAAAUCAAGACAGAAAACGAUCAGUCCGACGAAGAAGAUGACCAGGAGGAUCACAAAGAAGAUGGAUUUUCAGUCAGAAUGCAUUUAAAGGGCAAAAAUGAAUAUGAUGAAGAAGACCAAGCAGAGGACAACGAGGGAGGGGAGGAGAAGCCAGUGAAAAAAGAGCGAGACGGCGGCGGUGCAGAGGACAAAGCCAAGGUCCUGCUAAGUCCACUGCUAAGAACAUCUGCGGCCAGAGACGGCGAACAAUCCUCCAACUCCCCCACGGCGGGACCGAGCAGCGACUCCGGAGAAGCCGAGGAGAGGAACUCGGCUCAGCUGAGGGCUCAGCUGAAGGCUCGCCAUCAGCGGCGGCGCCUCCCCAACAGAGAGCUGAGCAAGGAGUUCAACCAAGAGAUCCCCAAGACGGAGGAGUGCCUCUCCGACCCAAGCCACGGCUCGGUGAAGGCCGAGGAGGGUUCAGCCAAUCACAACCGACGGCCGCCGAAGAACGAGGACCCCGUGACCCAUCAGAACCGCAAGCCGCUGAAGACGGAGGACUCGACCGCCAACCAGAGCCGCAGGGCCCCGAAGGCGGAGGACGGCUCGGCCAACCACGACGCACGCCCGCCGAAAACGGAGGACGGCCCGGCCAAUCAGAACCACGGGCGCGUGAAGACCGAGCCCCAGGGCGAGGCGGAGGACCAGAAGCCUCGAUGGCCUCUCGGCAGCAACGGCAGCGGCGACCUGGGCGACUGGCUGCGACACCGGGAGGGGGGGGGCAACGAGGCGCCGCACGGCUUCUCGCCGCCGGGCUGGAACCGGAGCGCGCCGGUCGCGGCCGCGGACCCCCGUCCGCUCCCCUGCAGGUCCCCGCCGAAAUGCGUCCAGAUGGAGCGCCACGUGAUCCGGCCCCCUCCCAUCAGCCCCCCGCCCGACCGGCUCCCGCUGGCCGACGGCGAGGCGCACGCCAUGCGCAGAGAGAUGUGGAUGACGGUGUUCGGCCACCUGGCUCACAGGGACCUCUGCGUGUGCAUGCGGGUCUGCAGGACCUGGAACAGAUGGUGCUGCGACAAGCGGCUGUGGAAGCGCGUGAAUCUGAACCGCUGCAAGUCCAUCACGCCCCUCAUGCUGAGCGGCAUCAUCCGGAGGCAGCCGGUGGCUCUGGACCUCAGCUGGACCAACAUCUCCAAGAAACAACUGGGCUGGCUCGUCAACAGGCUGCCAGGUUUGCGUGUGCUGCUUUUGUCAGGCUGCUCCUGGGUGGCGGUCUCGGCUCUUUGCACGUCCAGCUGUCCUCUUCUGCGAACUCUGGACGUCCAGUGGGUCGAGGGACUGAAAGACGCCCAAAUGAGGGACCUGCUGUCGCCCCCUACAGACAACCGGCCGGGUCAGCUGGACAACAGGAGUAAACUGCGCAAUGUGGAGGACCUGCGCCUGGCGGGCUUGGACAUCACGGACACGUCCCUGCGCCUCAUCAUACGCUACAUGCCCUCGCUGACCAAGCUGGACCUCAGCUACUGCAACCACGUCACCGACCAGUCCGUCAACGUGCUGACCGCGGCGGGGACGACCACCAGAGACUCGCUCACUGACAUCAACCUGUCCGUCUGUAACCGGGUCACAGACCAGUCGCUGACCUAUUUCAAGCGCUGCGGGAGCGUAUGUCACAUCGACCUGCGCUACUGCAAACAGGUGAGCAAGGAAGGAUGCGACCGCUUCAUCGCCGAAAUGUCCGUCAGCGUGCAGUUUGAACUGAUAGAAGAGAAGCUGCUGCAGAAGAUCAGUUAGGAAACAGGGAGGACUGUGUGACAUUCACAGGGUGUGAAACACACUGCCCACAUGGAGGCAGCAGACGCCUGUGUCCUGAUGGAGGAGGAGGCCGUGCUGCCAGAAUGUAAAGAUGGAAAACUUGCCGUCCUGUGAAGGGAAAUUUGCAAAAAUGUUUUUGUGGUUGUUUGCACCUGUAUAGAAGUUAUUUAUUUCUUCACAUAUUGAUUGUUAAUGUAUUGUGUCUUUUUAGUUUUAAUAUUCUGUUGUUUGAAUGCAAAUUACUUUGCAUUAGAGGAAUAUUUUUGUAUCAGAAAGUGUUUCAUACAUUUAUGUGCAGUAUUGAUUGCACCUCUGUACAGUAUCACACCAUUGGAAUUGAUAAUCAAUUGGUAUUACUGUUAAGCUCUUAAUUGUUGAGAGGCAAAGGUCUAAUUAUUUGUUGCCAAACUGUAGAUGGUAGCUUCUGUUUGUGUGUUUUUAUACCUGAUUAUAUGUUUCAGUGCCCCGUUUCUGUUCGGACGAAGGUACCGUAUAUUUUGUUCUCCAUAUGACAAUUUGCACUAAUACAGUAAGUUUGAAUACACGAAUGUGUUCACAUACACUUUACAGUCUAUAAAGCUUUUUUUUUUAUUUUCCAACACUAAAAUGUUUGGCUAAUUCUACUAACAGCUUCCAACUAAUUGGGUUGUAUUAGGACACAGCUUCAUGCAAACGUCUCUGCCAGUCUCCAUUGCAUUCAUUGGUGCUUUAUGUGUGUGUGUGUGUGUGUUGGCUCUGCAUGCAGCAAAGGCACAUAUUUACACCACAGUCAUUAGAACGUAGUAACUGAAACAAUAUAAUCAUCUUUUAACUCCUGUCAGCUGUCCACAUAAAAAAAUACAAAAUCUGCUGAAUCUUGCGCAAAAUGAACAAUUAACAGAAUUUGACAAAGUGACAUGUUUAAAUCCGUCAAACAGGCCAACAGGUUGAAAUACAUGCUUAAUGUAUAGUUUCCCAAUUCUCAUGAGGUGAAUAUAUUUAAUUGAAAAGCUAUAAAGCCAGUAUUAAUAAACCAAAAAUCAAAUAAAGACAGUUUCUAUCAGGGUAGGAAAUGAACAUCAUCAUCAUCCCACAUGUUACUGAGCAUCGGCAAUUUGAAGAAGCUGCAAAAAAAAAGCCUUGUUCCUGAAAUAUUUCUGUAGCAAAGUGAUUUUGUUUGUUCUUUUUUCUGGGUUAGGGAUUCCACUAAAGUGUACAUUUGUUAACGGUGGAUACUCAUAUCAAAUAAUUUUUUAUAUUUAGCAAGUACUUGUCAACCAAGGGCACCAGUCAAUAGCAUAACUGUUUCUUAUACAUCUAUUCAUCAUCCCAAUAUCUAAAGUUAUAUUAAAAAAUGCUAAUUUCAAUAUGUGAAUGUCGGACACAAUAGUUAAACUUUUUAAGAGAGCUUUUGACUAGCACUUGAUACAGUCCAGUGGAAGAGUUUACAUUUACGUUUCAUCUGUUUCUGUUAAAGCAACAUCUCUUCAUAAAAGAUUUUAGUACAUUACUGUAAAUGUUCAAUCUGUACAUGAUGUACAUCUAAAGCAAAAAAGUUAAGUGAGCCUUUGAGAUAUUAAAUCCAUUUUAAAUAUUGA